Messenger RNA from Mobula hypostoma (lesser devil ray), 5545 nucleotides. RefSeq names its product leucyl-cystinyl aminopeptidase-like. The record is from RefSeq and is a predicted model, not a curated record. The transcript is spliced from 18 exons. The coding region runs from base 577 to 3669 and encodes 1030 amino acids. Gene Ontology annotation, biological process: regulation of blood pressure; proteolysis; signal transduction. Gene Ontology annotation, cellular component: plasma membrane; cytoplasm. Gene Ontology annotation, molecular function: peptide binding; metalloaminopeptidase activity; zinc ion binding. Lineage: Eukaryota; Metazoa; Chordata; Chondrichthyes; Myliobatiformes; Myliobatidae.
CACCUCCUGUCCUGUGUCCAAUUAAAUAUCGGUUGCAGAAGACUACACAAGAAAAACUUCGCUGAUGUCGACUGCCAACCGGGAAUAAAUGUUCUGAUGUUAUUUUUUUUUCAUUAACAGCAGAGGCGCAUAAAAUAUAUGAAAACAAAUAACCCACUGAACGCCUCUUGUUUUCUCGGGGCAUUGCCAGAAAACAGAAACGACCUUAAACUUGGUUGACUCCCCGGCUGAGUGGCAAGCGGGCUGGCCAAGAACACGCAGCUCGUCGAUCGACCCGUCGGGUCUUCUGGCCCCAGCUUCCGAGCACAAAGGAGUAAAGAGAAACAGAUAAGUGAAGAUGGUGGUUGGUAGACUUGCGUGAAGUGGCGCAGUUUGCAAGGAGGUUAAUUUGUGUUUUUUAAAUCACCUUUGGGAAUAUUUGCGCAUUUCCCCAGACGUGUUGAAAUUGUGUGAGCUUGCGGUGCGAGUGUGACGCUCGCUGCCGCCCGUCCAACACCGCGACCGAGCCGCUCAGCAGAGAGUUCGGUCCGAACCCGAGCCGAGCCGGGCCGGGUCGCAGAGCGAGGGCCACCGCUGAUGGAGCCGCACUUGCGGAGUGAGCGGGCUCAAUUGCCCAGAAACAUGAUCGAGAACACCAUGUUUGAAGAGGAGCCCAACAUAGUAGACUUGGCCAAGGAUUCAUGCCUUCAUCCUCUGGAACCUGACAAAAUUGAAUAUGAACCGCACAGUUCCCGGUUGAUGGUACGUGGUUUAGAUGAACACGAUCUGGAUGAUGAUGAGGAAGAUUAUGAAUCAUCUGUAAGACUACUGGGCAAGUCGUUCAUGAACAGGAGUUCCAACCACCGCAACAAUGUGUCAGGAAUGUAUAACCAUCACUUGUGCUCACUGCCUAUCGGCCGGACUUUCCUUAUUGGUGUAUUUGUUGUUGUGAUUAUACUUUCUUUAUCGAUGCUGGUCUACUUUCUGCCUAAAUGUACCUUCACAAAAGAAGGCUGCCACAAAUUGAACAUGACUUCAGCCCUCAUAUAUCCUCUGGCAACCAAUGGACAGGUUUUCCCUUGGCCAAAGAUGAGACUGCCUAAAGCUGUUGUACCUGUGCACUAUGAUCUUACUUUGCACCCUAAUCUCACCACCUUGAAAUUCACAGGCUCUGUACACAUAAGCCUUCUAAUCAUGGAAGAUACCAACAACAUUACUCUUCACAGCUCAGGUCUCAAAAUCACCGCGGCAACCAUUACGCCGGAAGGAACCAGCCACCCUAAGAAUGUCCAGGUUUUGGAAUAUCCACUGCAUAAGCAAAUUGCAAUCAAGUUUAGCCCAAUGCUGACAAAAGGAGAAAAAUAUGUACUGAAUCUGAAAUAUUCAGCUAAUCUAUCUGAUAACUUAUCUGGGUUUUUUAAAGGCACUUAUCAAGAUAAAAACAAAACAAGGAUAUUCGCUGCCACUCAGUUCAAACCUUUUUUUGCACGAAGUGCCUUUCCGUGCUUUGAUGAACCAGCGUUUAAGGCCACAUAUGUGAUCAGAAUAAUAAGGGAAGCAGACCACAUCUCCUUAUCCAACAUGCCGAAGGGUAGCACAUCUACAGUUGUGAAUGGACUUUAUCAAGAUACAUUUAUGAAAAGCUUUAAAAUGAGCACUUACUUAGUGGCCUUUGUUGUUGCCGAUUUGAGAAGCACCAACUACAGCACAACAGAUGGAACUCUGGUGUCGGUGUAUGCUGUUCCUGGAAAGACGGAUCAAAUGAAGUAUCCAUUGGAAGUUGCAGUGAAACUUCUCAACUUUUCUGAGAGCUUCUUCAAUAUAUCUUACUCCUUAAAGAAGCUAGAUCUGGUAGCUCUCCCUGUCUUUGAAAAGGAGGCCACGGAAAAUUGGGGGCUGAUCAAUUUUCGAGAAAUGGCACUUCUUUGCAAGGAAGAGACAGCUUCUGUAAGAGACAAACAAACGAUUGCUCGCCUAAUUGCUCAUGAAUUGGCUCAUCAGUGGUUUGGUAACCUAGUGACUCUGGAAUGGUGGAACAACCUUUGGUUAAAAGAAGGAUUUGCCACUUUGAUGGAAAAAAUUUCACUGAAAAAAGUACUCCCUGAACUUCAAAGAAUCGAUCAGUUCCAAUACUUUCACUUAGUGACACUGAUGGAAGAUUCAAUGAAUUCAUCCCACCCCCUCUCCAAUCCAGUUGAAACUUUUGAACAAAUUGAGGAAAUGUUUGAUUUUAUUUCCUAUCAAAAGGGAGCUUUGGUUCUGAUGAUGCUGAAGAAUUUACUGAAUGAAACUAUUUUCCAGCAAGGAAUCAGGCAGUACUUGAAGGAACAUAUGUAUCAGAGCACAAAAAUUGAAGACUUCUGGAACAGUAUGAGUAAAGUUGGAAAUGUAGAUUUGAAUGUGAAAGAACUCAUGGAAACCUGGACACGACAGACAGGAUACCCAGUGGUCACUGUCAAAUUGGAUACCACUGCCAAUAAAAUCCACCUCAGUCAAGCACGUUUCCUCAGGACCUCUCAUUCACUGAGUUCAUCAUCCUCCUAUUACAGUCGCCUGUGGCACAUUCCACUGACGUAUAUAACCAGCAGUUGUGCGGAGUAUAAACAGCCAAAGUGCAUCAAAAAGUGGCUCCUUAAGAAUAAAACUGAUACCAUUGAUCUUAAAGAUCCAAGUGUGACUUGGGUGAAGUUUAACAUAAAUAGAAAUGGUUACUAUAUCGUUGAAUAUGACAAGCGCAACACAGAGGAAUUAAUGGGAUUAUUACGAACUAAUCACAAGGUUUUAAGUGAUUGGGACCGAGCGGACCUCAUCAAUAAUGCCUUUCUGCUUGCAAGUGUAGGGAACUCGUCAAUAAAGACGGUGCUGAAUAUGACCAGCUAUUUGAAGCAGGAAGCCAGCACUAUGCCAAUAUAUGAAUUCCUGCAUUUGUUCUACAGUAUCUACGAGCUUGUGCAAAUCAGAGGAGAUUUCACAAUCUCUAAUCGGAUAAAGGAUUAUAUUUUUGAUAUUUUUGGACACUUGAUUGACCAACAAACCUGGAGCAACAAUGGUUCCACCUCUGAAAGACAAUUACGUUCCCUACUACUUUCUGUAGCAUGCGAUUUGAAUUAUGAUACCUGUGUUCAGAAUGCAAGUGAUCUGUUUGGCAGGUGGAUGAAUUCUUCAGACUUCAGUGUGUUACCAUCGGAUCUAGCCGAGACCAUCUUCAGUGUUGGAGCCCGUACCAAUGAGGGCUGGGCGUUCCUGAACCGGAUAGUUAAUCAUUUGCAAUCAGGGGCCGAUCAGAGGAAAAUACUAAGAGCAAUGGCAAAAACCAAAAACGCUGACCAUCUGAUCUGGUUGAUGUACAACAGCUUGAAUGAUGAUGCCAUAAGGAUACAGGAAUUGCCCUAUAUCCUAGACGUCUCCUGCACAAGCCUAUCCAGAUGUCUUGUAGCUUGGGACUUUGUUAAGAAAAAUUGGGAGGAGCUAAAUAAGAAGUUUGAUCUUGGAUCAUUUCAUUUACAAAUCAUUGUCAUUGGAACAGCAUCUAAAUUCUCAACAAAGACCCACCUGCUUGAGGUCCAAACAUUCUUUGAUUCAGUGAUAGACAAAAGUUCACAACCAGAAUUCAUCCAAAUGGCUCUGGAUAAAAUUCAGAUUAACAUUCAAUGGAUGGAGAGAAACUUCAAAAUACUGGAAAAUCUGUAGAAUUGUUUCUGUUGUUAGUAAGUUGAUUUUCAGUGAAUUUAAUAGACCUAUGUGCAAAGAUCUACAACUGCAAUUUUCUAUAAAUCAAGGUGGAAUCAAUUAUUAUUUGCAGCGUCAGUUUGUACUGAGUUGAUGUCAUCUCCAGGUGAUUUAGGGUUUGUUCAGUCAUUGAAUAUGAAUUGUACUUGGGGGGAGAUUGGAGACAAACCAUGUGACUCUUCGGGAAUGGGUGAAUGUAUUUUACAAAGUAUUCUAACAAGGAAAACAAAAUCUUUGACUUACUGGGUUUAGCCAUUCAGUUUGUGUGGAAAAGUUGAGUAAAUGUGUUCUCCAACAAUUAAAGGCGGAACCUUCAGCUUAGCUAUUUCAGUAUUAUUUUACUAUUUUGCAUUUCGGUAAAGGGUUUUUUUUUAUCCAAUUUGUUUUUGACUUAAUAGGACAUUAUUUUGUGCAUCAUGUUACUGCCCCUCUGCAUAACAAUGACACCUACUGUAGAGUGGAGAGAGACUCCUUUGUAAAGCGUAAUCAUUAUGUAGUGUGUGGUGUACCCUGUGUAUCGCAAUACUGUAUAUAUCAGCUCUGUGAAUCCAUACAUCUUCAGUUCCCCUACCAGGACUACUGAUUUGACAGACAGAAGUCAGUGAUUGUGGUUCCCCCAAAAUGAUUUAUUUUGAAAAGGUAAUUUUGUGAUGCCAUAAGUUAUGAAUUUUACUGAGGUAUCGUCAUAAACUAUUGUCCUUAGCUUUUGUGUGCUUUGUUUUUCAACACCUGCCGUAACUAGUUGCUACUGAAUAUACAUUUUUAUUAACAGAAGCUAUAGAUUAUAUAUGAAGAAAAAAUGGAAAUCUCUGUUUACAAAGCUCUCUCUUUCUAAGAUUCUGUGAUAAUCUGAGUUUUGUAAUCACAUCAAAAUUAUGGAACUGAAUCAGUGCGACAUCUCACUGACAGCAUGAACAGGGGGUAGUUGACAGAUAUGUUUAAUUACAAUUAGUAUUUGUGAAUUGUACCAGACCAAUCAGAAUGUAACAUUAUUCAAAUAGAUAUUCUUGUAAAUGAGUAUCUGUAUUUAACAGAUGGUAAUCCUGUGUCAAAAAAUGAAACGCAGAUUUAAAAAUAACAGGAAGUUGCACCGUGGUGUUGGAAAUGUGAGGCUGAUUUUAGAGUAUUCAACUAUUUCUAAUGUUAAUAUAUUUAACAACCAGGUACUUAAUUCAUUCACUAUAUGAAUUGGGAAGAGCUCAGUAUAUUGACCAGUUAGUCGGGCUAAUUGCAAGCAAUGCCUAGAAUCACGUUCAAUAAAUAAAUGAAACAAAAUUAGAUGAUGUGAUUAAAUGAUUACAAAUAAUUAAUCUACAAAAUUAAACAACUAGCACUAUGAAUUUGUGUUGAUGAUUUUUUUUAAAUUAGGUGAUCACUUUGUCUUUGAAACUAGAAAUAUAGGAAAGGUUUAACCUACAUGUAUGAGUUAAAUGGAAACUGUAGCCACAUAUUUUUUAAAAUGAUGGUAAUCAGCACCUUCCCAAAAUGUUAUUACUGCAUUGAUGGUGCUCAUCUCUCAGGUGGGAAGUGGUACUUCAAAAUUUAUAUUGUACUUUAUCAGAGUUUAAUAUUUUCAAGUUUAAAAGUGCUACAAUUUGGAAGCUCACGAUUUAUUUUUGGAUUAUAAUAUGUGAAUUAUAGAAAUAUAAAUCCUUUAAUUUUCAAAAUAACUAUGCAUUAUAUAGCUACUUAAUCUGUUUGAUGUGUAUUCUUUCAAGCUUGUAUGAUAGCACAAUGCCAACUUGGAAAUACAGUCUAAUGGAAAUUGAAAACCAUGUUUAAAUUGCUAUUUUCUUUUCUCCUGCAAAUCAAAUUAAUAAAUUUUAUUAGUUUUGGA